CCUGGGUGUUGAACGAUCAAUCGCCCUUCCUCUUCCAUCAUCUAACUGGGCACCGUGGUGAAUGUGUCAUUCUUUUCUCGUGUGCGCUUCAUUUGCUGUGUUGAGCGGUUGAUUCCUGUUUCAGCGCGCUGUUGAUUACCCCGCCAUCUCCCCUCCGUCUGGGAAACACGAACAACAACUUGCAUCCGAAACAUCUUCCCUAGCCCCUUACCUAUACGUCCUUCACAGUUCUUCUAUACAUCAUCAGGAUGGCGUCUGAAGAACCCGCUGCCGGUUCUCUUGCGGACCGCAUCACCAAGCCCGAGGAAUCUGCUCCUGCCGAAGCUCCCGAACAGACAGAAGAUAUUCCUCAGACCGAUGGCGCCGCCGCCCAACAGGGUGGCUCCGACCUUCAUGAGCCUGACUACACCGUUGAAGUCAAGCUCAGCGAUCUCCAGGCCGAUCCGAAUAACCCCCUUUUCUCCGUGAAGAACUUUGAAGAUCUCGGCCUGGACCCUCGCAUCCUCCAAGGAUUGUCGGCAAUGAACUUCCGGAAACCCUCCAAGAUCCAAGAGAGGGCCCUUCCGCUGCUACUUGGCAACCCCGCGAAGAAUCUGGUCGGUCAGUCCCAGUCCGGUACUGGAAAGACUGCGGCCUUCGUCCUGAACAUCCUCAGUCGCUUGGACCUCUCGUCGGAGCAGUUGCAAAAGACCCCCCAGGCGUUGAUUUUGGCCCCCACACGAGAGCUGGCUCGUCAGAUUGUUGGUGUCAUCCAAGUGAUGGGCCAGUUCCUUGAUGGGCUCGUUAUUGGUACCGCCGUGCCCGCAGAUACUGGCGCUCGUCCCGCCAAGAUGGAGUGCUCCGUCGUUGUGGGUACCCCUGGUACUGUGAUGGACAUGAUUAAGAGGCGCAUCAUGGUUGCGAACAAGCUCCGCGUGCUUGUUCUGGAUGAGGCCGACAACAUGCUCGACCAGCAGGGUCUGGGUGACCAAUGUAUCCGUGUGAAGGCUCUCUUGCCUAGAGAUAUUCAGGUUGUGCUCUUUUCGGCUACCUUCCCUGCUCACGUGCACGAAUAUGCGUCCAAGUUCGCCCCCCAGGCCAACGAGAUCACCCUCCAGCAUGAGGAGUUGACGGUCGAGGGUAUUAAGCAGCUGUACCUGGACUGCUCGAAUGACGAGGACAAGUACCAGACUCUUGUCAACCUCUACGGUCUGCUCACCGUCGGCUCGUCCAUCAUUUUCGUCAAGACCCGUGCCUCCGCCCAGGAGAUCGAAAAGCGAAUGGUUGCCGAGGGUCACACCGUGGCCUCCCUGACCGGUGGCAUUGAAGGAUCGCAGCGUGACGCAGUCAUUGACCAAUUCCGUGCCGGACACGCGAAGGUCUUGAUUACGACCAACGUGCUUGCCCGUGGUAUCGAUGUCUCCACUGUGUCCAUGGUUAUCAACUACGAUAUCCCUGAGCUGCACCAACCCGGCGCCCGUCAACGACAGGCCGAUUUCCAGACCUACCUGCACCGUAUUGGCCGUACAGGACGUUUCGGCCGCGUGGGUGUAUCCAUCUCUUUCGUGUCCAACCGGGAAGAGUGGGAGAUGCUCAACCAGAUUCAGCGAUACUUCAACACCAACAUCCAGCGGAUUGACACCAAGGACUGGGACGAGGUGGAGGACAUUAUCAAGAAGACGAUCAAGAGCUCACGUGCUCAGCUCGGCUUCCGGUAGAGCGUGUCCGACAAACCCUCGACGCGACGCCGCUGUCCGAUGGCGGCUGCUCAAACGGGUUGAUUGGAAGAGAUUGGAAUAAGAUAUGACUAUGGUGCAAUGUGGAUUGCUUAUGAAGAGUUAUGAGGAUUUCUUUGUGUUCAAUUGAAAGUCAGAUUAAUAGAUACCAGUUGCUUGCUCAACCUAUGGGUGUUUUGG
Aspergillus neoniger CBS 115656 is the source of this 1895-nucleotide messenger RNA. It is a transcript of the gene dbp5, whose product is annotated as ATP-dependent RNA helicase DBP5. The transcript is spliced from 6 exons. Gene Ontology annotation, cellular component: cytoplasmic stress granule; nucleus. The record is from RefSeq and is a predicted model, not a curated record. Bases 249 to 1697 code for a protein of 482 amino acids. NCBI's taxonomy places the organism in Eukaryota, Fungi, Ascomycota, Eurotiomycetes, Eurotiales, Aspergillaceae. Gene Ontology annotation, biological process: poly(A)+ mRNA export from nucleus. Gene Ontology annotation, molecular function: RNA helicase activity; ATP binding; RNA binding.